This is a messenger RNA of Cynara cardunculus var. scolymus (artichoke), 408 nucleotides long. Its product is annotated as EG45-like domain containing protein. NCBI's taxonomy places the organism in Eukaryota, Viridiplantae, Streptophyta, Magnoliopsida, Asterales, Asteraceae. The coding region runs from base 1 to 408 and encodes 135 amino acids. Gene Ontology annotation, biological process: systemic acquired resistance. Gene Ontology annotation, cellular component: cell wall; apoplast. The transcript has 3 exons. The record is from RefSeq and is a predicted model, not a curated record.
AUGGCAACCAUAAUUAGCAAAUGCUCCAUCAUCAUGACCAUACUUUUCAUCAGUUUCGGGCUUCAGGCAUCGUCGCAAUAUACUGGCAUCGGAACCAUCAAUGCUCCUCCAUACGUUCCUUCAGCUUGUUACGGGUACCAAGAUAUGGGAGUGAUGAUAGCUGCUGCAAGUGAAGCAUUAUGGGAUGGUGGUGCUGUUUGCGGUAAGUAUUUUGAGGUGACUUGCACCGGCGGAACCAAUCUAGGUACACCACACCCUUGUUCAGCCACCCCCACGGUCACCGUUGUCAUCACCGACUUCUGCCCCCCUCCUGGUUGCAAGGGCGACCUUGACUUGUCCCACGAAUCGUUUUCCGCCAUUGCUGAUCCCGCAGCCGGAGGAAUCAAAAUUUCUUACCAACAGCUGUGA